UUGGUUUAGAGAUACCACUACUGGUAUGUGAAUACCAGUAGUGAAAUACAUUUGACCAAAGGAUUCCACUACUGAUAUUUUAAUACCGGUAGUGAAAAGUUCAUAGACAAGAGAUUUCACUACUGGCUUUCUUAAAUCAGUAGUGAAAAGUAAACACGGUGGCAAUGUCGUAAUUACAUUAAAAUUUGUUUUAAUUAUAUUUCACUACCGAUCUGGGAUUCACCGGUAGUGAAAUCCCUAUUAGUGUUAUUAAUUUUUUCAUAUUAUCAUUCAUUCCCAAUUAUCCCUAAUUUUGUUCAUUUGUUCAUACGUACGCGAAGAAGCUGCAACGAUCUAAACCUCCGAUCGUCCCAAUCAUCCCAGUUCCUCAAAUCGUCCCAAUUUCUUCAAAUCAAACACUCCUGCGCCAAAUCCCAAUCAUUCUCCAAUCUCUCCAUUCUCCAAUCUCCAAUUUCAUUCGGUUUCAUUCUCCAAACCCUAGACGGCCGACGACCCUGCAGAACGCUUAAUCGCCUCCAAAUCUCUUCGUUUUCAUUCGGUAAAGGUAUGAAUAAAUCAAACUUCCCCCAAAUUUCAUUCGUUUUCGUUUUCAUUCGUUUUCAUUCUUGUUCAUUCGUUUUCAUUCGCUUGGGUUUUCAUUCGUUUUCAUUCACGUCGUUUUCGAGAUUACGAGAGACCUGUGGUGGUGUGUUUUUUAUGGCCCUUUGUGUGUUGUUCUUUGGGGUCGUUGCUGCUGUGCCUAUGUGUUUUUUUUUUUUUUUUUUCUUUCCUUUUUGUGUGGGUCUGUGAUGUUCUGCUUCUUCUGCUGUAAGAUGGAUUAAAUCUCAUUAUAGCUUAUUUAAUAGGGACAACUUUAGAUGUAAAUUACCUAAACUGAUGGAAUAGGUUGUACAUGAUUAUUAGCUGAUAGAAAUGAGUCAAAUUGCAAUUUUACUAGGGACAUGAGUGCAGUGUUGGCUAAGGAGUGAAAACUCAAGGUGACCAAGUUUGAUGUAGUUAGAAUAGUAAGGGAAAAUAUGGAGAUGGUCAAGAGGGUUUUGGUAUGAGCCUAAGAUAGCUGAGUAGUGUCUCUCCAAAUACCCUUCAGCUUCACCACAUAGCCUUAUAAGAUGGGAUCUUUUUUCUUGCAAUGUUUCGGUGAAAAGCAUGUCGACAUUUUUGCUAGGUUUGAGAGAUUCAAGACUUGAAAUUUGUUCAUACAAAUUAAAAACUUAUAUUUGGAGGAACAUGUGUGGGAAGUUCAGGGACAUGAUUUUUGGAUGUAACAUGAUUUGGGGGAAGUCAAAUAGAUGAAUAAGAGAGGAACAAAAGAAAAAAUAUAUUUAGUUGUUAGAAAGAAUGCAGAAUGGACUAAUGUAGCGUAGGUCUUGAUGCAGUUGAGGAUUUGGGGUUGCCAUCUUUCAGGAAGUAAUCCUAGUCUUCUUUCAUAAUUGAGUUAUUUUGCUGUUAAGUUUGUGUUUCUCUAAAUGCAUGUACUAUGUUCUUUCAUUUGGCUUUGUUUGUAGGGGGGGAGAGAAAUACGGAUUAUAGAAAAAUAUAUGUUGCUUUGAUUUUGAAAUUGGGUUUGUGAGGUCAUUGUAGAUAAAUCAGUGAUGAGGUGUUAAAAGAGUACGUAGUAAAAUAUAGUUGUAUGAUUCUAGUGGACGGUGCUGCUAGAAUUCAUUUUCUACCAGAAAUAAAGAAAUAGGAAAUCCUUCUCAGUUGGGAGAAUCAACUCUACAGCUUCGGAAAAUUAGCCGAACAUAUUUAGUUUACUUUGAAGUUUUUUUCCCAAAUGCCUAUUGCAUUGACCACUUUUCAAAACAAGAAUGCAGUGUUCUGCAGGUAGCUGGACUAACAGUACUAGGAUUCUCCCAUUGAAUGAAGUGAUCACGAAAGCUGCCGCAUUGACAGAAGGAAGGAGAUCUGAUUUUUUUAAUCACUCUGCUGUUGACAGUCUUUCUGCUCUAGCAUGGAUUGCAUUUACUGGGAAGGGUUGUGGUAUGAGUAUGCCUGUUGCACAUGUGGAAGAAAGUUGGCAAAUGGAUGAGUUUUAUAGCAACAAGGUACUUGUAGAGCUUUCAUGCAUUAGGCCCUGUAUGGAGUCAAACAGGAAAAGUGAUUGCUCAACUUGGUCUGUUCACAAAUUUGGAGGGACAUGUGUGGGAAGUUCAGUGAGAAUAAAUAAUGUUGCAGAUGUAAUAAUCAAUGAUGAUUCUGAGAGAAAAUUAGUGGUAGUAUCUGCUAUGUCAAAAGUAACAGAUAUGAUGUAUGAACUCAUUAACAAAGCUCAAUCUCAGGAUAAGUCUUAUAUAUCUGCACUUAAUGCUGUUGCUGAGAAGCAUAGUUUAACUGCACAUGAAUUGUUUGAUGGAAAUGAUCUUGCUACUUUCUUAUCUAAUUUGCAUCAAGAUGUUGGAAAUUUAAAGGCAAUGCUUCAAGCUAUAGAUAUAACUCACCAGAUAAACUUUUAACUGCAGUUGUUGUGGUUAUUGGUUGCUAGUGCAACUGAUUUUUAACAUAUAGCUUUAGCACUAGCAGCAAUGGCUCAUUCUUUGGGGUCUGUGAUGAAAUUUGGUCAUGUUACAAAACUACACACCACUACUAAUAUGCAGGCACAGGAUGCUACAAAAAAACGAAAAAAAAAAAUAAAAUAAAACUAACAUACCACUACUGAUAUUUAUAACAAUCAGUAGUGA
This is a messenger RNA of Trifolium pratense (red clover), 2678 nucleotides long. Its product is annotated as bifunctional aspartokinase/homoserine dehydrogenase 2, chloroplastic-like. The transcript is spliced from 3 exons. The record is from RefSeq and is a predicted model, not a curated record. NCBI's taxonomy places the organism in Eukaryota, Viridiplantae, Streptophyta, Magnoliopsida, Fabales, Fabaceae. Gene Ontology annotation, molecular function: aspartate kinase activity; homoserine dehydrogenase activity. Bases 1809 to 2453 code for a protein of 214 amino acids. Gene Ontology annotation, biological process: L-homoserine biosynthetic process; aspartate family amino acid biosynthetic process.